Messenger RNA from Adelges cooleyi (spruce gall adelgid), 5005 nucleotides. Its product is annotated as leucine-rich repeat-containing protein 24-like. The coding region runs from base 393 to 2333 and encodes 646 amino acids. The record is from RefSeq and is a predicted model, not a curated record. The transcript has a single exon. NCBI's taxonomy places the organism in Eukaryota, Metazoa, Arthropoda, Insecta, Hemiptera, Adelgidae. Gene Ontology annotation, molecular function: protein binding.
UCGGUGCCUGUCGACCGUCGGAUGCCGUCGUCGUUAUUCGCUGUCGCCCGUACGCGCGGUGUGUUCUCUGUGUGCGCGUUGUUGCGUUGUACUAGGUAUCGUAAUACUGUGUUUAUAUUAUUUGCCCAAUAAUAUUUGCAUACAAUAUAUCGGGUAUUCCACAAAAAUAAAUUGUUUACAGUGUCUUACGGUGUGCGUGCCGAGUGAUAACUUUUAAACGUACCGAAGUGGAUUUUCAAAGUUUUUAGCGUCGUUAUAAUUAUUUCCUUCCGGGCGAUGCGCCCCAGAAAAGGUUUCAUCCGUCACCGCGGCAAUUACGACCAUGGCGGUGACGGUGGCGGCCGACACAGCGGCGCUGGCGGUGAUUUCGCUUAAAUCCUACGGCGACCGCAAUGACCAACGGUGGUCGCGUAUGGUUGGCGGCCGCGGUCGUUUUGUUUGCGGCCAUCGCGGUGUCCGGCGACACUUGCCCGCUGGUGUGCACGUGCAAAUGGAAAAGCGGCAAACAGAGCGUCGAGUGCAGUGACAAAUCGUUGAUCACCAUACCGGAAGGAAUCGACGGAGCCACGCAGGUUCUUGACAUGUCGGGCAACAACCUGCAGAUUCUUUCGGCCAACGCGUUCUACCGGGCCGGACUGCUCAACCUGCAGCGGGUGUACAUGAGCGAUUGCCGGAUCGGGCAGAUCGACGGCCGAGCGUUGCGUGGUCUCAAAAACGUUGUGGAAAUCGACCUUUCCCGGAAUAUGCUUACUGCCGUGCCGUCGGCCACGCUCCAGGACGUUCCGUUGCUCCGAGAGCUGUCGCUGGCCGGUAAUCCCAUCCAAAAAAUUGAGCCUCAAGCGUUUCGCAAUUGUGUCGGCCUGGUCAGGUUGGACAUGUCGGGCUGCGAACUCCGCACCGUGGCCGCCACCGCUUUUGUCGGUAUCGAGAGGUUGGAAACGCUCAAGCUCGAUAACAACCGGCUGACCGAACUGAUGGCCGGUACGAUAGAGUCGCUCAACAAAGUACACGGUGUCGAACUACACGAAAACCCGUGGCACUGUGACUGUAACAUGAGACCGGUCAAAGUGUGGUUGACUAAAAACAACAUACCCACUAUCGUCGACCCGUCUUGCGCCACCGGCCCCGGCCGUGUGACGAACAGGACGUUUUCGUCGCUGCACGAAGACGAUUUCGCGUGUCGGCCGCGUAUCCAGCAAGACGAUCCAACGGUCGAAGCGGCCACCGGUGACAACGCGUCCGUUACGUGUCGGGUACAUUCGUCGCCCGCGGCCAAAGUGUCUUGGUACUGGAACGGUCGGCCGUUAGCCAAUAACUCGGCGUUCGGCCCGUUCCAAAGAGUUUUCAUGACCGACAGAGGAUCGGGUCACAGUUCGCUGGUGUUGACCAACGUGCAGCCGUCCGAUUCCGGGCUAUUCCUGUGCGUGGCCGAGAACCGGGCUGGUCGGGCAGAAGCGAAUUUCACGUUAGUCGUCACUAGACUGGGCGGACUGGCUUUCCUGGCCAACGGGCAGGUGGCCGGCCUCAGCGUGUUCUUGGUUUUUCUCAUCGUCACCAUACUGUUGGUCAUCGUUUACCUUUUAGUACGCAUCAAGAGACUGCCGCCGUCGGUGUCCACCGCUGACGGCAAACCCAGACAGCCGCUUACUACUGCGGCCACGGCCACGGCCAACGGUACCGCCGUCACGGUAAUCAAACAGCAGCCAUUGCCGCCGGUCGACACCAUCGGACGACCCGCCGUCGUGCGCCAACCCGUGCCCACCGCGAGCGUUGCCGAAUUGACCGCGACACUGUCCAGACGGCCGAAGCUCUCCGAACUGGCAUUUACCACGGACCACUACGAAUCCGGUUUUGGCGGUAACGUGCUGGACGCCAACGGCGGUCGGGCGAUGCUCUACCGCAGUCAACCGUCCAACCCGGACCUGAUAGCGGACGCCCCGUCGCAACAAGAACAACUACAACAGCAGUACCGUCAGCAGCAGUCGCUCAAGAAACAGAGGCCGAGGUCGGGCAGUGGCGAGUACCGGCGCACGGCCGACGACGAUGGCCUGUAUUCGCCGAGUUUUUGGACGUCGUCCGAUUCUGCGUCCGCCGCUACGGCCGCGACGUGCAGCGACCGGACGCCGAUCAUCGAGAAGUCGCCGCCGCCACCACCACUGCCACGGGACGAACCGAUGGUGUCGCCGACGUCCACGGUCGAUCCAAAAGCCGCCAGUCUGAGGGUGUGGAAACACGGGGUCCAAGUGAUGCCACCGUUGAGUGCACUCAAGCGAGCACUCAAUAAAGGAUCGCCGGACGAAGGAUACCAAGAGGGAUGCGGCACCGACGUGUGAUCUCAAUUGCGGUUUUAGUAAAAUAAAAAAAUAAGAAAAAAGUAAAACAGACUUAAAUAUUAAUAUUGUUUACCGUAUUUUGUACCGUUUUAAGAUUAGAAUUUUAUAAUAUGGCAUACCUAACCUAACCGUUUUUUUUAUUAAUAAUAUUUUUUGGCAAUUCACGCGCGUGCCGGCUGCAUCAAACUAUAAACGAAUAUUAUUCAGGUUUGCAGGAAUGAGUAGGUACUAUACGUUCAGAUCCGUAAGUUUACAACGUGGAGUCGAUUGCCCUUUAAAUAGUUUGAGCGAUUUUCCCCAAAAUGUUUUUUUUCGAGUCGAGCCGACGUCGUAAGGUCUACCGAAAACAUUGAAAAGAAUAGGAAAACAAAUAGUUGUCUAUAAAAUAUAUAUAUUAUCCUCGACCGGUCAUCGACGACAUCUCGAAACGGCUUUUAUUCUUAACGACCCAUAAGAUGCCCGUCCUUGCUUUUUUUUUUUAUCCUAAACAAACGCUCUACGUUGUAAAAUCUAUUUUCUCUUCGUCCCGAGCCGAUCUUAAGCGAUUCCUUUUUUCUUUUCUUUUUUUCCCUCUUGGAAACCGUCCAGAAGCUCACCGCCGGUAGUUCAGCGGUGAAAUCAAUUUUCGUUUGUGACUUUCGAGAUAACGGUGCGGUUUCAAAGGCGUAUAGUGUGUUGUAGUACUUUAUACUUGUCGAUAUGGUGUGAUACGUUGCCGGGACUCUCUGUGAAACGCCGUCCGUGCUCUACCGGAUGGGGUGAGUUUUUCGGCACCCUUUGUGUGUAUAAAUACAGACACUCCUUUUUUUUUUUUUUGUCGACCGACCGUCCGGGAGAAGUGUACAGUGACUGUAUACAGACACGACUGUACCACCGAAAUAAACGAAAACGCAAAGGGAUUGAGUACUUAACGCCGGAUCUCUCUCUCUCUUUUGUUAUCAGUGCACUCGGGUUGGAGAAAAUGUUUUUUUCGUCACUGCCAAAAAAAAAACCACCGCGAGCGUUGUGACGAAGAAUAGAUAUGGAAAACUCUCGGUUUUAAACCAUCGUCGUUUAUUUUUUCCUCAACCCUACACUUUAUUUGCCCGGCUGAUCAAAAUAUGGUGUCGGCCAGCAUCUCUCAUGUAUUUUUAGUAGGUAUUCGCCUGUUUUGUACCUCUGGUUUCUCAAUUGCAACUGUACUUGGUCGAUAUUGUGUUCUUGAUACCUUAUCCAAUUCUUUUGCGCGCCCACUACAAUAUUAAUAGUACCUACCUACCUACCUAUUUCCGUUUGAUGUGGUCGCGCACACUUUUCCCUCUGGGCCGCCGUUUCGAAGACAAUAUUAUGUCUCACCUUUGUCCCGAAAAUGUAAUACAACAAUAAUAAUAACGGCAAUCGCAAUAAUAACGUGUUCGCGUCAUCCAACCCGUCGUCGGUUUGGGCACUGCGGGCGGCCUAUAAAGUUUUCAAAACUCGAGUUUACAAAGCACAAAACCCCGGGGUCGCCAGACUGCUCGGUUUUUAAGGGCCGCGUUUUUGUCGUUUCGGUGCUGCGGUUUAAACUUUUAUGCAAAACUUUAAGGACCUAACCGGAGACGUCGGCUAGAACGGUGUGCUGUUGAGAAAUAGAUGUCGAUCAAAUUAGUAUUAACGUGAUUUUUAUCGGCGGAAAAUAAUUACCGACACAGUAUUUUUAACGAUAAAAAAUUCCUACAGUGACCGUCUUCUUGCACUGCCGUAGAUUCAGCGGCGCAACCUGUGGGGUGAGCCAAGGGUGUUAACCCCUGUUGGAACAUUCCAAAUACCUCUAGCAGUUAACGAAACGAUCACUUCACACGAAUCUGCAGAAAGGGCCUUUUUUAGCGUUAAUUUAUUUUUUUACAUUUUUAUUUAGCGUAUGUAAAUACAUCAGUUACCCUUUACUACAAAACAAAUAUUUAUAUGCUAAACAUACGGUAAUUUAUAAAUUUAUGUUUUUAGAAAAAUCUAUAAACAUUGAAAAACAAAAUAAUAGGGUUUUAAAAAAAAUUAAUAAAUGUUGUUUUUUUAUUAAAAAGAAGGUGUUUAGAUUUAAAAAAAGAAACAUGCCGUUAUUAUUAUUAUUGUUUUUGUUGUUGAUAGUUAUUCAAAGAGAGCUUUGGUAUUAUUAAUAUGUCCGUUGCAGUGGAGCGUCAUGUCCUAAAAGUAAUUAAUACAACUGUUAAUUAAAAAAAAAACACCUUUUAAAAUUACUGCUAUCUAUUAAAAAAUUCUGAAAAACUAGACAAGUCCUUUAACUGCUUUUCAGCGUAUCGCUAGUAUUGUACGUGUGAAUUCGAAUAAGUUAACCCUUUUGAAAAUAAAUUCCGGUUGCGCCAAAAAAAAAAAGAAAUACAAGUAUUUUGAAGACAUUAAUAAUUGCCCAAGACGACCAAAGAUAAAAUGUAUUCAUAACAAUAAUAACAUCAUUGUUGUUACAUAUUAUCUAGUUAUAUGCCAGCUUUAUUUUGUUUGCCCAAAAAUCACCGGUUACGAUAUUAUUACAUAAUAUGUAACGCAUUUUGCCAAAGAAGUAUUAUUUUUGUUAAUUAUUUAUUUAUUUAUUUUGAGCUGCUCUCGCGUUAAGACUUUUUAAUUAUUAUUUUUUUUUUUAUAUAUAUAUAUUAUAUAAAUAUACAAUACAAUAUGCAUGUAUAAUACCCCUAUGUACA